Toxotes jaculatrix (banded archerfish) is the source of this 405-nucleotide messenger RNA. It is a transcript of the gene cfap276, whose product is annotated as chromosome 2 C1orf194 homolog. The transcript is spliced from 4 exons. Lineage: Eukaryota; Metazoa; Chordata; Actinopteri; Toxotidae. Bases 1 to 405 code for a protein of 134 amino acids. The record is from RefSeq and is a predicted model, not a curated record.
AUGUCAGGUCGGGAUCCUUUCCCUUCUCCAAAGUUUGAAAACGGCUUCACUCUGAGCGGCUUCAGGCGGCAGCAGAGAACAACAUAUGAUAAGCCAACACACAUCGCCCAAACAGAGGAACCCUGGAGUCGCCUCCAUGAUACAGGCACUUUGGCCACUACCCGACGGAGUGUUCUGCAUUAUGAGCAUCAAGCUCCAAAAGACAGCCUCGACUUCCAGCUAAAGUCAGUCUAUGACCACAACAAGGACUUCUUCAGGAGCAAGAACCAGAUUUUGUACCAGAAGGAGACCGUCUCUGACAACCACAGGAAAGAGGAAAAAUUAAAUGUGCUGGAAAAGGAACAAGAGAAAGACAUGAGAGUGUGGGUCGACCCACAGAGGCGUUCCAUUUACAGCAUCAAGUGA